Messenger RNA from Macadamia integrifolia, 717 nucleotides. RefSeq lists its product as uncharacterized. The record is from RefSeq and is a predicted model, not a curated record. The transcript has a single exon. Lineage: Eukaryota; Viridiplantae; Streptophyta; Magnoliopsida; Proteales; Proteaceae. The coding region runs from base 1 to 717 and encodes 238 amino acids.
AUGACUAAGCCGCAAGGAGUCUCUUACUCAGACCAACAUAUUUCGCUGCAUGUGUGGUGGCGAAAGAAGCAGUUUGUUUUGUCGUUCGCUCAUGCAAAUUGUUUUAGGGCUGCUAAAAGGGAGCUGUGGACUAAUUUGGCUACCUCUAACCCUGGUCAGGGUACUCCUUGGAUGGUAGCUAGCAAUUUUAAUGCCACUUUGCGGACUCAUGAAAAAAGAGGUCCAGGAUCUUUCAACAUGGGCUCUGCUGCAGUGUUCAGUGCGAUGGUGGAUGGGUGCUCUCUUAUCCAGAUUCCUUCGCAGGGCCGCAAGUUUACCUGGAUAAAUAAUAGAAGAAGAGGUAAUGUUGUGGCGGUGUUGGAUAGAAUAUUCUGCACAGAUGAUUGGUUCUCUGUGUUCCAAGAUUUCCAUCAAAAGGUUUUAUUCAAGGGUGCGUCUGAUCACUCCCCAAUGCUGGUGGUCUUAGAAGAUUUAGUGAAGCCUUUAAAUUGUCCUUUUCUGUUCCAGAGAUCUUGGUUUGACCAUGAAAAAUUUCUCAAAAUUGUGAAAGAUUCUUGGGAUGAAUGCAUCAGUCGAUCGGCUCUCUAUGUGUUUAGUCAUAAAAUUAAAAGGCUGAAAAGUGUGAUUAAGAAGUGGGCUAGAGAGACAUUUCCUAAUGUGAAUUUGGAAAAAGGAGGAGGUGCUAAAAGGGCUAGAGGAGAUUCAAAAGAAGAUUAA